AUGGACAAUAAUAUUGUUGAAAGUUCAAUAAAUAAAUUGAAUAAUGGUAGAGGUGUAUUAAUAAUUACAAAAUAUAUAAAAGAAGUUGAUGAAAUUAAAAAUCGAUUAAUAACGGCUGGAUAUGAUGGAACAAAAAUAAAACAAUAUAGAACGGAAGAUGAAUCAAAUAUUAUUGAAGAAGAAAUGAAGCCUAGUGAAAUAAUUAUUGCAACAAAUAUUGCUGGUAGAGGAACAGAUAUUCGAACAAAUAAAAUUGAAAAAAAUGGUGGAUUACAUGUAUUAAUUACAUUUUUACCACCAAAUGAACGAGUUGAACAACAAAAUGUUGGUAGAACAUCGAGAACAGGAAAUAAAGGAACUAGUCAAUUUAUUUUAUUACAAAAACAUGAAAAUAAUUAUCAUAAAUUAAAAACUGAGAGAAAUAUACAAGAAGAAAUUGGAAUAUAUAAAGCAAAAACAGACAUAGAAAAAGUAACAAUUAAAGAUGCAAUAUUUGAAGAAUUGUGUAAACUAUUGGCAAUAAUUUGUGGAACUGAUCUUGUAACAAAUAUGGAAAUUAGAAUUAAAAUACGAGCAAUUGAAGAUAGAUUUGGUAUUUGGUUAAAAAUGCAAGAAGCAACAACAACAACAUUAAUAACAAAAGAAGAAAUGUUAAAUAAAUUUUGA
Messenger RNA from Didymodactylos carnosus, 666 nucleotides. NCBI's taxonomy places the organism in Eukaryota, Metazoa, Rotifera, Eurotatoria, Philodinida, Philodinidae. The record is from the annotation of a GenBank genome assembly.